This is a messenger RNA of Poeciliopsis prolifica (blackstripe livebearer), 9033 nucleotides long. It is a transcript of the gene celf2, whose product is annotated as cugbp, Elav-like family member 2. Bases 630 to 2195 code for a protein of 521 amino acids. NCBI's taxonomy places the organism in Eukaryota, Metazoa, Chordata, Actinopteri, Cyprinodontiformes, Poeciliidae. Gene Ontology annotation, biological process: mRNA splice site recognition; regulation of alternative mRNA splicing, via spliceosome. Gene Ontology annotation, molecular function: mRNA 3'-UTR binding. The transcript is spliced from 13 exons. The record is from RefSeq and is a predicted model, not a curated record. Gene Ontology annotation, cellular component: nucleus; ribonucleoprotein complex; cytoplasm.
CCAGUUCGUUUGUUUGGGUUUUUUUCAGAUAUUUAGAACAAAUAACCGAUCAAUAGUUGUUAAAAUCCACUGAUAUGAAAUGCUGAUGUGUUUUUCCGGCCCUGCCUGGACUCACUGCUGCACUACAGGAAGUGAUGCAAUCAUCCGGAAAGGAAAUACGUCUCCAGAGAAAGGACACGCCACACUUUUCAGUUUCUCCCUGGGCAGCCAGUGCGGUAGUGACUGUGAAAGUUGAGGGGUGUGAAUACUUUCCGCGCAGCGCCGAGUCUAUUUAAGGAGCUGCGGCGCCACGCCUCCCAGCCGGAUCCGUUCCUCCAGCUCCGCUCGCUGCGCUGCUGCAGAGCGGCUUCACCAUCCAGGACGGGCGGAUCGGAACCAGCAGCAGCGACCGGACCCGAACCGGGACCCAAAGAGGCAGAGGCAGAGGGAGGGGGGAGAAUGUGACAACUGCUGGAGGCUGCACCGCCUUUAGGGAGGCCUCGGCUCUUGCACCUGUCCCUCUCCGUCUCCGCGCCCAGGCGCAGUUCGGGCAGAGCGACGCUCCUUUCUUCCCGGGGAGGCGCUCUCACACACACGGACAGCCGGAGGGAGGCGCGCACACCGCGGCAGACACCGGCCAGGCAGGCAGCAUGACUUCAGCCUACAACCUGGAUUUUCUGCCCGAUAUGAUGGUGGAGAGCCGCCUGCUCGUCCCUGGAGACAGAAUCAACGGCACGGCCGGGAAGAUGAACGGGGCGCUGGAGCAUUCGGACCAGCCGGACCCGGACGCCAUCAAGAUGUUUGUGGGUCAGAUCCCGCGCUCCUGGUCGGAGAAGGAGCUGAAGGAGCUGUUUGAGCCGUACGGCGCCGUUUACCAGAUCAACAUCCUCCGGGACCGCAGCCAGAACCCUCCACAGAGCAAAGGCUGCUGUUUUGUCACGUUUUACACAAGGAAAGCUGCCCUUGAAGCCCAGAAUGCACUGCAUAACAUAAAGACCUUAACAGGGAUGCAUCACCCUAUUCAGAUGAAACCUGCAGACAGUGAGAAAUCUAAUGCUGUUGAAGACAGGAAGCUGUUCAUCGGCAUGGUGUCGAAGAAGUGCAACGAGAACGACAUCCGGGUCAUGUUCUCCGCGUUCGGCCAGAUCGAGGAGUGCCGGAUCCUCCGGGGGCCCGACGGGCUCAGCAGAGGUUGUGCGUUUGUCACGUUUUCCACCAGAGCCAUGGCACAGAAUGCAAUCAAAGCCAUGCACCAGUCUCAGACCAUGGAGGGCUGCUCGUCUCCCAUCGUGGUGAAGUUUGCCGACACACAGAAGGACAAGGAGCAGCGGCGUCUGCAGCAGCAGCUGGCGCAGCAGAUGCAGCAGCUCAACAGUGCGACCACCUGGGGGAGCCUGACGGGCCUGGGCGGCCUCACCCCGCAGUACCUGGCUCUGCUGCAGCAGGCCGCCUCCUCCGGCAACCUGGGAGCCUUCAGCGGGAUCCAGCAGAUGGCCGGUAUGAGCGCUCUGCAGUUGCAGAAUCUGGCCACUUUAGCGGCAGCGGCGGCGGCGGCCCAAAACUCAGCCAGCCCCUCCACCGCAAACCCCCUGUCCUCCAGCGCCGCCUCCCUGGGAGCGUUGGCCAGCCCAGCAGGCACAACGGCCAGCUCCAACGCCAGUGCCAUGAACUCUCUGACCUCUCUGGGCACCCUGCAGGGCCUGGCAGGCGCGACUGUUGGCCUGAACAACAUUAAUGCACUAGCAGUUGCUCAAAUGCUCUCAGGUAUGGCGGCUCUAAACGGAGGCCUUGGCGGCGCAGGGCUCACCAACGGCACGGCAGGCACCAUGGACGCGCUGACGCAGGCCUACUCAGGGAUCCAGCAGUACGCCGCCGCAGCGCUGCCCACCCUCUACAGCCAGUCCCUGCUGCAGCAGCAGGGGGCCGCCGGCAGCCAGAAGGAGGGGCCUGAAGGUGCCAACCUCUUCAUCUACCACCUGCCCCAGGAGUUCGGAGACCAGGAUUUACUGCAGAUGUUCAUGCCUUUCGGAAACGUGGUCUCCGCCAAAGUCUUCAUCGACAAACAGACAAACCUUAGCAAGUGCUUUGGCUUCGUCAGCUACGACAAUCCGGUGUCGGCACAGGCAGCCAUUCAGGCCAUGAACGGCUUCCAGAUCGGCAUGAAGCGGCUGAAGGUGCAGCUGAAGCGCUCCAAGAACGACAGCAAACCUUACUGAUUUUAGCACUAGGUCUGUCCGCUCCCCCAGUUAGCACUGCUAGGGUAAGUCUCCCUCCCCCCAUUUAAAAAGAGCAAAAGUGAUGGUUAAAAAAAAGUUUAUUGAAAAUAAAGCGAGCCGCGGCCUCUUGGGUCUGGGGGGGUCGGGGUGAACAGAGGGAUUGUGGGAGGUAGGGGGAGAUGACCUACAACCACCUGAGGGAGACGCACUUUUCUUUUUGGUUAUUUUUGAAGAUUUCUAUGUAAGCCUUCAACUAUUAUUAUUUAUUACAGCUUUUGACACACAUGAACACUUCCAUUUCUGCCAUUACUUUGUGCAAUCUACUUUUCUUUCUCUUUACAAUGGAAGAAAGUUGUUUUUUUCAAAGAAUAGUUUCUUUAAACUUUAAUUUUAUUCUUUUACAUUGAUUAUUUAUACAUUUAUAAAGACUAGUUUGAGUGGAAAGUCGAGACAAAGGAGCCAUGGUACCAUCAGUUUCUUCUUUAGUUUUCUGUUUUGAACUCGAAGGCUGUGAUGGGUUCAUUUUUCAAAAUUUUCUCCUUUUUUAAAGCGCUCGCCAAUAUGCACAUUCGCCCUUUGACCUCCACGGUGUUGGUUGCAGGCUGCCGCUGCUUCUCAGAAAAACCCCUUGAUGCCUGCUGGCAACCCGGGAGCAAAGGCUGCAAAACAUUCGUGGCCUCUUAACUGUAAAGUUACACUCUACCACCACAAGAAGACAAAAAAUACACAAAAUCCAGCUAAACAUUGUCAUUUAUGUACAAAUACAGUUUUUCUUAUUUCACAGAAGUUUAACAAAAAUUGUUCUUACUUUUCUGGGUCGGAUCACAUUGGUCUUUUAUGUGAAAAGAUUAUAACAGCAUGUAGAUUUGAAAAAAAUAAAAAUAAACUAAAUCCAGAAUUUGUGGAAGGAAAUAAUAGUACUACAAAAAUAAGUUUAUGGGUCAAAGGGGCGGGUCUCUGAAAAUACUUGAGGUUUGUUGACAGAUUAAAAAAAUAAUUCAAAGUACAGUAAAGCCACAGGCCUGUAAAUUUUAUUUGUAAAAAAGCAGUUCUAUUUUUAUACAACAUUUUUACUGCCUCAGAUGAAGAAAAAAUGAUUUUAUUUAUUGCCUAUCGUUAAGUUAUUGGACUCCGAUAAAGUAAACAGCAUCGCUCAACUCGACCCUGUGGAGAAACCUGCUGGAGUUCUCCCCGUUUUCCUUUUUUAAAAUCCUUUCACGCGAGUGUUUGUUUUAAUUUUUGUGCAGAAACAUGGUGACAGAUCCAUAAGCCCUCCCACAUCCCGCCCGUCUCUGUGACCUUCAUCCAUCUUUUCAACGCGUCCUUCUCCAUUUGUCCUCUUCGAUUUCGUUAGGGUUGUUUUAAGCGUUUAAUUUUUUCGUGUUUUUGUCUGUCUGUCUAUCUGUCCCCCCUCCCGUCUGUAAAAUUUAAAAUAAAUUUUUAAAACAGAAAGAAAUUGAUAAAAAAUAAAAUAUCGCUCCCCAAACACCACCAUCCAUCUGGGAGUGAUGGAUACGGCUUUGGGUGUGAAUGUGUGUUGUUGCUCGUAAAUAUAGACCUAUAACAUUCAUGUCAGUUUUCUAGUAUGUAAAGAAAUGUAAACUUAAUGCUAAAUCUGCUUAUGAAACCAGCGUGUUGUGUUGCUGUUCAGGGUUUGUUUGUUGUUUGUCGUUGACUUUUGGUUUGGUUUCUUUGGAAGAUGAUGCUGUUGUGGUGUGCUGCUCUGGCUCUCUGUGUGUAACUCUCUCCUCUCCCGUUUUUUCUUUCCCCCUUUUAGAACAACCCAUCUCCAUGCCUGUUAGUUCAUCGUUUGCCUAGCAUGUCUUCGUGGCGUCCAAAAAAACAAACAAAAAAACCUUAAACAAAAAAACAGUGUCCUCUUCCUCCUACCCCGUCAUUGUUUCUCUGAUGUCUUUUCCGAGCUCACCUGAUCAUAACCUGGUUCUCCUCCACCGCUGCCUACUGAUCUUUUCAGCUUUUAGCUUUUUGGACUUUUAAAUAUCAGUUUUAUGUUUUGGUUUUGUGUUUCUUUUUCUUUUCUUUUUUUUUUUGCAUGUGACUUCAUUUGGAUUUUAGGGAGGCGUGGUUCAGAAAAUGACUUAAUGUGAAAAAGAUAAAGCUGCAUUCAUAUGAAAUUUAACUAGAAAGACUGAGAUUUUUAUGAACAAAUGUUCUUUUUGAGGUAAAAAAAAUGACAACCUGUGGUUAAAAAAGUGAUUUCCAUUCUUUAUGUGAUUUUUUUCUUUCCUUCUUUCAUUUUAACGUAAACUUGAAAGUUCACUACAGGAAUUGGCUCUUCAUCUUGCUUCUGGUUGCAGACGGAAAAACAAAAACCAAGCAGCACCAGAAGCAGUUGGUGCCAGUUUCUCUGAGAAAUAAGACUACUUCCACACAGUUUUAAUAAAAACUGUCUGAUCAAUAUUAGACUCUCAGAGCUCUCUAAUGGUUUUUACAUUUUUCAGGCAGUGUAAAGUUUUUUGAUAAGGCCAUUUUAAGUGGCUCUGUUUCUCAUUCAAAGUCUAUAUAUAGAACCACUUUUUUCUAGAGUAGUUUAAAGGUAAAAAAUAAAAAAAGGACAUUUGUCCUGUUUGGGGGGGAGAAAUGCUACCUACUUGUGUCACCUUUUGCUGAACUGACUCACAGAUAGACAAUCCGUGGUUUUAAAUGCACAUGAUGAAAUUACCUAUAUUUUCUACUGUUUAAAUGUAUAGAGGAAAAAAACUACGAUACCUGUAACCCACGUUAACGUCGGUGCUUCUUGUGAGUUUAGUUGUGGUUUCAUCACAAGUCUAACGGUCUUAAAUGUCUCAUGUUUUCUCAAGAGAAGACAAAAAAAAUCAGUUUACUUGAACAAUAGACAAAGCCUUUCAUAUUACUAUAAUAGUUAAUUUGUUUUUUUUAUUUUAUUUUUAAGGAGUCCCUAUUUGCUAAAUCUCUUGUUGGUUAAUUAGCUAUAUAAAAUUCCUAAAAAUCUAUAUAAAUAUAAAUAUACCUAUAAAUAUAUAUAUAAAAUGUCAGCUCGUGAAGCAUCAAUGUCAUUAUUAUUUUAUUUCUCUCGUGGGAAACAAUAUUUAGAUGUGUUUUGUUGUUCAGCAAAAUGUCUUAUAAGGAAAAAAAGACAAGAUCAGUGGAGUUUAGUGCCAAAUCCUGGAGGUACUUCCUGCCUAGCGCGUCAGUGUAUUUCUUGUGAAAUAAUUUGAUAACAUGGGUAUUUUAUUAUAAGUGUUUUGUAUGGAUCCCUCAUAUUUAAAGUAUAGAUUUAAAAAAGAGUUUGUUAACUUGCUAUUCUGUGGUCUUGUUGCCUGACAAUGUCAUGUUUGCUUUUUUCUUUGUAAAGAUGUAAAAAGUGCCCAUGUGUCAUAUAAAUAUAUAUAUAAAUAUAUCUAUACACACAUAUGCACACAUGGACACACAAACACUCUCGUGCAGACCUCACAGUUUACUUUUUAAAUGUGCAUGAGAGCCCCUGAGCGUGAAAUCCUCUUCAGCAGCCGCUGCUACCCAACACACACACACACACACACACACACACACACACACACACACACACACACACACACACACACAUCACGUCAAUAUUUUUAGCCACUGUACCGCUGUUUGAGUCAUGAAAGCCUUACCACAAAUCUUUGCACUCCUGUUCUCUCUGUUUUUAUUAGCCGCUCAGUCCAAACGUCAGGCUUCGCCGUGCGUUUUCUGACUCCAGCUGAAAAUAUUCAAGCCAGAGUCAGACGCGAAGCCUUAUUUCUCUAAAUCCCCGUCUUAUCCCUUAUUGUUGAGUUCAAAAACCUUUCAGAGUCGUUUGUAUCUGAUGGCGAGAAUCGUUACUGUUUAUCGCCUCCGAGGAGCUUUCAUGAUGUAAGCACAGGGCAAGACUCGUUCAUUCAGCCUCAGUCUGUUUAGGAAAAAGCACACGUCACCGUCCGUCAGUCCGUCGGGUCGGCCGGCCGGCGGGAAGGAGGCGGGCGGGACGCUCCGGAUCUGCUGCUCAGCUCUUUCAUUUAUUUUUUUUGUCUCGUCGUGUAAUGGGCCAAAAUCAUGUAUAGAUGCCAAAGUGUGUUAUUGACAUUCACAUAGUCAAGUCGUUUACAUGGCACAGUGUUGUCAGUCUAUUCAACUGCCCCUCCCUGAAAGCCUCGUUUACGGUCUGCAAAAAAGACAAAAAAAAGGCAGCAUUAUUUUCUACAGAAGCUCACCAGUCGCCUUAACCAGGGAGAGUCGCACCAGUGUUAUAAAGAUAGAGGAUGUUGUGCCAAGUCCAGGUUCAGUUCUGUGUGCCGUUAACGCCCCAUCUGUUUGGGUUUCCUCCAUUUCGUCCGCCAAGACGGGAAGGGACGCUCUUCUCCGGAUUGUUGUCUCCCAGGCUAACCGAGGUUAUUAGAAACAGGAGGAGCAUCUUAUUGGAGCGGCGACGGGGGAAAUAAAAGCUUGUUGGCUUAAGAGGAAGAGGUCGCGUCUGCAGGUCCACACAGGAAAAAACAAGGAGAUGAAGGCAGCGCCGCUUUCAUUAGAUGCUCAACACCAAACUGAGAUGUUAUUUCUCUGAUUGUGGAACUUUAAUGCUGCAAACAUCAAGAGUGGAGAAAGAAACAGCCAUAACUACACGUUUAACAGCCGGAAAAUUUAAGAACCAACAGAGGAAUAUUUGUGUGUAGUGGACCUAAAAGGUUUACACACCCGUUAAAACUCUGAUUAUUUAUCACAUCAGGCCGAGAACACAGGCAGUCCAAGACCUGGGAAGAUUAAUACAGUUUUAUGCAUUUUGGCCUUUAAUCCACCUAAAUAUUAUUAUUUCUGGAAACUCCAACCAAAGUGUAAGAAAACAGUUUAUAUCUUCUUGAAAAUGAGUUUUAGAUUCUCCCAGUUUAUCCUCACACUUCAACAUUGUCUUUUUAUCCUGCUUUGGUCAUUAAAAGUUAUUCAAUCUUCCACACAGGUCAACUUCCUGCCGCCAUAUUUAAUCUGUAACAGGAAGUCGUGUUUGCUUUGACGGAUUCUGAUUGGCUGGUUUUAGCUUUGCGCUACACUGCCCCCUAUGCUUUUGGUAUGUUUAUAACAUCAUGAGUACGAUACUUUUUAAAACAAGAGAUAUUUGUUUACAUCUGGCAGCAAUCUCCUGCAUCGUUUAUUGAUUUAUGGUACGAAAAGUCAGAUUAAGCUUCAACAAAUUUAGCAACAACGUAAAUGUUCGACUUUAUUCUUAGAAUAUUAUUUUAUUCUCACGAUAUGACUUUGUUUCUGGUAAUAUUUUAUUCUCAUGUUUUUUAUCUUGUAAUGCAAGUAUUUUGUGUUAUUCUGACUUCCUUGCUCGUCUUGGCGUUCACAUAUGCGCAUAAUUUCACCUCAGCUGAACCAAACCGAGGUUUGCAGAGUUUUUCUGCUCGUUGGAACUCCAGUUUGAUUGAAGCGGACUAAACAAAAGAAAAGUGGGCGAAUAUUUCUGUGUCAAUUAUACAUUAAAUCUGUCAUUCUCAAUCAGAAAACCCUUCCACUAAAACGUGGUGUGUAAACCUUUUAUAUCUUCUAUACAACUCCAUAUCUCACACUCUCACUUCUCUCUUGCACAGUAUUUUUUCAUUUAAACACAGAUGCUAGAAGUUAAAGACCUGUAAAAGUCCAAAAACAAUAUUUUGCGCUGCCAAAUUGCACCAAGUUGCACACAGCCCGUUGUGGCGCAGCGUUAGCUUGAAGCAUCAGGCCUUUGGAAGCACAAGGAGCCGAGUUUCUGAGGAGCGGCUCACCUCAGGGGCUGUCAUCGCCAACGCUCGUUGUAAUCUUUCUAUCUCGUCACUGUUCACUUCUCUGUUCUCCUUCUUUCUUAAUUAUCUUAAGUGCUAUUUAUCAAAUACUGAAAUCUGAAAGGACAAAAAAAAUCUAACUUGUUGUUUCUUUGCAUUAUGGCUUAUGUCAAGUUUUUUGAGGAGAAAAAUGUUUUGUGUGUUCUCUUUCCGUGGCGUAAAAACAGAGCUUGUUGUCUGUAAAGAAAAAAAAACUACAAAAAUUCACCAAAAAAAAUCUGAUUUUUGUUGUUGCUGUUGUUGCUUUUGUUAAUUUUGACUCUCAAAAUGGUUUUCAGUAGUUUCAGAGUUAUUGUCUUGAGAGAAGCCAAAGUCAAUGCAUUUCAGUGGAUCCUGUAAGCGUGAUGUAUGUUUGUUUGACAACACUUGGAAAUCUGUCACUGGAUGGGAUUUAAAAAGUACAAAAAAUGCAGGCUUUCCUAUUUCUACAACUGAUUGUACUUAUGCAUUUUGUACCAGUGGAAUUUUUUAUACUGGAGAUUAAAGGAUACAACAAAAAAAUCUUAGAAAAACGCUGUCUGGCCUGGUGAUGUGGCCUGACCCGACUGGUCCCCGAGUUUGAUUUCUAGCUGGCAUCAAGAACGUUGGCUUUUGAUAUAAGAUUUUCUAAAAGAUCUUUGGCUUUAUUUCUUUCACUUCUUUUUCCUCACUUUAAUGUUUUUUUCUUUUUCAAAAAAGGAGGGUAGAUGAGUGUCAGACUUUUCAUUUUACUUAUUAAUAGUUCUAGCAAGUUUGUCUAUACAACAGCGGUAAGUUUCAUUUGACUUCUGUAUUGUGUCGUCUACACGAUAAGACAAUUAUAGAAAAAGAAAGAAUAGAAGUAUUUAGUCACCUUCAGUGGAUUAAUGUAUUAGUUUAAUAAAGAGAUCAACUAAUUAGAAACUUUUUGCUUUUAGCUGUUUAGAGUUUUCCGGUUUCUCUGUCCUUCUCUGUGAACUAACUGUGUAGCUGAAGCAGUCAGAAUUAUUUUUGUAAACGUAUGUUCUUGUGUGAUGCAGUUUUUUGCUUCUGUCUCCUAUAUUAAACCAUUUUUCCUAAUA